CGUUGCGAAUAGUCGACGUGCGUCCUUCUUACGAAACGGUUGUAUCGAUAACCUCUAACGAUUAAAAUUUGUAAAAAUUAAUUUAGUUAUCAUUUGUAAUAUUGUUCGUCUUUAAUAAUCGAAAUAUAAAAUGUUGAACGUCGGAGGAAGACUGACACGAAUUAUUAUUCGGAGUUUCGCUACGAAAUCCGACGAAAUUGGGAAUCUCGUAAAAAAAAAUAAAGUUGUUGUCUUUAUGAAAGGCAUACCAGACGAACCAAGAUGUGGUUUCAGUAAUGCGGUAGUUCAGAUAUUUAGAAUGCAUGGCGUACCUUAUGACGCUCAUGAUGUCCUACAAGACGAAGAACUUAGACAAGGUAUUAAAGAAUAUUCAAAAUGGCCGACGAUACCGCAAGUAUUUAUCAAUGGGGAUUUUGUUGGUGGAUGCGAUAUUUUAUUAGAAAUGCAUAGAAAUGGCGAACUAGUAGAAGAAUUGAAGAAAGUAGGUAUUAAAAGCGCCUUGUUGGAUAAAGAAAAUACUUCUCAAAGCGAAUCUACAAAGUCCAAGGAGUAGGAAGCAAUCUUCUAUGUUGUAAAUAAGUACGAUGUGUGUAUUCUGUUUUUCAAACAGAUAUUUUUUGUUAUAAUAAAUAUUCUUGUUUUCAAUUA
Messenger RNA from Vespula pensylvanica (western yellowjacket), 648 nucleotides. RefSeq names its product glutaredoxin-related protein 5, mitochondrial (gene Grx5). The record is from RefSeq and is a predicted model, not a curated record. Bases 131 to 553 code for a protein of 140 amino acids. The transcript is spliced from 3 exons. Lineage: Eukaryota; Metazoa; Arthropoda; Insecta; Hymenoptera; Vespidae.